This is a messenger RNA of Aspergillus welwitschiae, 1356 nucleotides long. RefSeq lists its product as uncharacterized. The transcript has 2 exons. Lineage: Eukaryota; Fungi; Ascomycota; Eurotiomycetes; Eurotiales; Aspergillaceae. The coding region runs from base 1 to 1356 and encodes 451 amino acids. The record is from RefSeq and is a predicted model, not a curated record.
AUGUUUUCCUCCAGGACCGCAGCCUUCGCAGGCCUUAUGGCCUUGAGCGCUCUCUCUGGAGUCGCCGCCAAAUACAACUAUGCCGUUGCCGAUCCCUAUGGCCUUCCUGAGCCUGUUAUGAUUGACUUUGAUGAUGACGGAGUUGUGGGUGGCCUCUACCGACCAAACACUACUGGCCCUCUGUCCCGUAUCGGUGUCUACGUGAUGCACGCUGAGCAGGACUACCUGAACUUUUCAGCCUGCCACGAGCUCCCCCGCCGCGGCUUUACGACCUUCUGCGCCAACAACGAUGCCAGCAAGAGCGGCUAUAUGACCGACAUCAACUUUGAGGAUAUGAUGACCAACGUCGGCCAGGGCAUGAGCUACUUGCGCAACCUGACUGAAAUCGACAAGGUCGUCAUCUUCGGCCACAGUGGUGGUGGUGCCAUGAUGACCGCCUACCAGAACAUUGCCGAGAAUGGUGUCAAGGCCUGCAAUGGCCCCGAACGUAUCUACCCCUGCUCUGAUGCCAUGGCCGACCUGCCUGCCGCCGAUGGCCUUAUUCUCAUUGACGCCAAUUACGGACUUUCCACCAUGUCUCUUCUGAGUCUCAAUCCCGCCAUUAUCGAUGAGCACUCUGGUGCCAAGAUUGACCAGUCUCUGAACCUCUACAACCCCGUCAACGGCUUCUCCGAGUCCGGUGCCAACUACACCCAGUCCUUCAAGAAGGCCUUCGAGAAGGGUGUCGUUGCUCGCAACAACCGUAUCCUGAAGCACGCCGAGUCCCGCCUGGCUGCCAUCAACAACGGCAGCGGCAUCUUCAGCGACGACGAGCCCUUCUACAUCGUCGACUCCAUGUAUGUCGGCUUCAACAACAAGUUCUUCGCCCAGGACACCCGCUGGAUCCACCACACCACCUACCCCUGGCCCCUUCUGCACCGCAACGGAUCGAUCACCACGCAGAUUGUUCCCUCCAGCUUUGCCGACAACUUCGAGGGCGGCGCCAUCAAGACCACCAUCAAGCGCUACCUUUCCACUCUGGCCAUCCGCGUCACCGACGACUUCGAAUACAAGGUCGACGGCUUCGAGGGUAUUGUCUGGAACUCUAGCCAGACUGCCCCUCUCGGCAACAUCGGCGGUGUUACCGUGCCUCUGCUCAACAUGGGCAACACCGGCCACUACGAGUACCUGAACGCUGAGAAGCUCCACCUUGCCGCUGGUAGCAAGGAUGCCGAGAUUGCUUUCGUCGAGGGUGCCCAGCACACUAUUGUCACCUGCACUGAGUGUGAGACGUACCCUGGUGAGUACGGUAACACUCUCUACACGGCUUACAACUACAUGGCCGAGUGGUUAAGCAAGGAGGGUCGCUUCUUGUAA